Iphiclides podalirius (scarce swallowtail) is the source of this 348-nucleotide messenger RNA. The record is from the annotation of a GenBank genome assembly. Lineage: Eukaryota; Metazoa; Arthropoda; Insecta; Lepidoptera; Papilionidae.
AUGAUGAUUAGCAACGGCGGUUGCACAAUCGCUCCCCCAAGCGAGAUAACUAGUUUCGAUGAUGUUCUGGGACAUAGAGGCGUCGUUUCGAGGCUAAAGAGAGCUGCACGUCGGUCCGGGAGGGUUCAGAAGGGCCCGCGCCUAACAGCCGUCUUAGCAUAUCGGCCGCCAGGAUCUGCCCUUGACGGGCGGAGCGCGGAAUGCGCCGGGGUGCGACGUGGCCGGUCGUUGACUGGGCGGGCGAACGAAACGGCGCGAUUAGCGGCCAAUGCAAUUGUCCGCAAAGGAGGAACGUAUCACAACACGCGUGAAUCAGCGACGCCGCGCCAUUUGCGGAAGGCCGUUUGC